This is a messenger RNA of Marasmius oreades (fairy-ring Marasmius), 219 nucleotides long. RefSeq lists its product as uncharacterized. The transcript has 4 exons. Lineage: Eukaryota; Fungi; Basidiomycota; Agaricomycetes; Agaricales; Marasmiaceae. Bases 1 to 219 code for a protein of 72 amino acids. The record is from RefSeq and is a predicted model, not a curated record.
AUGUUCUGGAGUGCCGAACUAUCACCAGAGGAGGAGGAGAAUGCGUAUCUGGACAUCCUGUUAAUCACACCCCAAGCUCUCGAAGAGGUCAAAUCAAUUGCAGGUCUGCCCCACAGCCUUCGUUCCCGCCGCGAUGCAAUAAAAGAGUUCUCGGAAGCCCGAUUACUUCGCCGCCACAAGCAUGCGCAGACCCCCAGUCUCACUUUGGUGAUCCCUUGA